AUUUUUUAGUAGUUUCAUUUAAGCUCAAGGACACGGAGACGAUGGAGAUGGAGGCCACGGACAUGGAUGUCGAAGAACAACCUCGUUCCAGUCUCAAUCCAAACUCUUGUAAGCGGUUCGGUCUUAAAAACUCAAUUCAAACCAACUUCGGCGACGACUACGUUUUCCAAAUCGUCCCCAAGGAGGAUUGGACGGCAAUGGCGGUGUCGUUGUCAACAAAUGCAGUGAAGCUGUACUCACCAGUGACUGGUCAGUACUAUGGAGAGUGUAGGGGUCACUCUGCAACCAUAAAUCAUAUAUCAUGCUCAGGCGCGUCAGCUCCACAUGUAUUGCACUCUUGCUCUUCUGAUGGAACCAUUAGAGCUUGGGACACGAGGUCAUUCCAGCAGGUUUCAUGUAUAAGUGCUGGCGAUUCGCAAGAGGUCUUUAGCUUCUCGUUUGGAGGAUCAACAGAUAAUCUUCUUGCUGCAGGAUGUAAAUCUCAGAUAAUCUUCUGGGAUUGGAGGAACAAAAAGCAAGUUGCUUGUUUGGAGGACUCCCAUGUGGAUGAUGUUACGCAGGUUCACUUUGUCCCUGACCAUCGAAACAAGCUUGUUUCUGCAUCUGUAGAUGGAUUGAUAUGUAUAUUUGAUACUGAUGGAGAAAUCAAUGACGAUGAUCAUCUGGAAUCAGUGAUUAAUGUGGGAACUUCAAUUGGGAAAGUGGGAUUUCUUGGAGAGAGUUACCAAAAGCUUUGGUGUUUGACUCAUGUUGAGACCUUAAGUGUUUGGGACUUGGAAGGUGCAAAAAAUGAAGCAAGCUUCCAAGAUGCUCGAUCAUUAGCUUCUAAUAGUUGGACAUUAGAUCAGAUAGAUUAUUUUGUUGAUUGUCACUACUCGGAAGAAGCCAAGCGACUAUGGGUGAUUGGUGGUACUAAUGCCGGCACUAUCGGCUACUUUCCGGUAAACUAUAAUGGAGUGGCAGCAAUAGGAUCUCCAGAAGCAGUUCUUGAGGGCGGGCACGCAGGUGUUGUCAGAAGUGUGUUGCCCAUGUCAAGUAUGCAGCGGAGUGGCAUUUUUGGAUGGACAGGGGGUGAAGAUGGCCGCUUGUGUUGCUGGUUGUCUGAUGAUUCUCAAAUAAAUAGGUCAUGGAUUUCAAGCGAAUUCAUAAUCAAGUCACCAACGACUCGCAAGAAAAGUAGGCAUCAUCCCUACUAGCAACCCAUUUUUUAGUGGACUUUGUAUCCUAAUGUAUCUUUCUUCAUGGGUUUUUUUUUUUUUUUUUUUUUUUUGGCGUUUAUUUAAUUAGAUUCUAUUAGUUUUGUUUGCUUUUUUCUCUGUUUUUUGGGUGGGUGUGUGGAAGAAAGAGAACAAUUUUGUUUUCAGUACGGGGUGUGUCGAGUUGUUGUACUAUUAGUAUAAUCUUUAUCUACCAAUUAGAGUAGAGCACAGAAAAACAAAAUGCCUUUAUAAUAGAGGGAUAAAAAACAAAAAACAAAAAAAAACCACCAAA
Molecule: messenger RNA, 1491 nt
Organism: Corylus avellana
Lineage: Eukaryota; Viridiplantae; Streptophyta; Magnoliopsida; Fagales; Betulaceae
Product: Transducin/WD40 repeat-like superfamily protein
Molecular function (GO): protein binding
Source: RefSeq, a predicted model, not a curated record